Messenger RNA from Oryzias latipes (Japanese medaka), 2311 nucleotides. Its product is annotated as PI-PLC X domain-containing protein 1. Gene Ontology annotation, molecular function: phosphoric diester hydrolase activity. Gene Ontology annotation, biological process: lipid metabolic process. Lineage: Eukaryota; Metazoa; Chordata; Actinopteri; Beloniformes; Adrianichthyidae. The record is from RefSeq and is a predicted model, not a curated record.
UUUGUACACAAACCCGGUCGCAAUUUAAAUCAGAAAGGAGAAGGACAUUCUGUGUUAUUUAAAAAAUUUUUUUAUUACUACAGGAGUUUCACGUGAAUGGGGGACAAAUUGUUUCCGGUGCUCGAAGGAAACCCCGACUGGAUGUCGCGGCUCCCGGAAGAGCUGCAUGAUGUCCCUCUAUGGAACCUGGCUUUGCCAGGAAGCCAUGACACCAUGUCUUUCUGCUUGGACAUUUCCUCCCCGGUGCUCAGAUCCGAGUCCUUCCUCCUCAGACUCACCGACCUACUGUUACCCUGCUGUACUCGGCCCUGUAUUUACCGCUGGGCCACAACGCAGCAGUCCAUCCUUGCUGAUCAGGGGGAUCUUGGUAUUCGGUUUUUCGACCUGCGAAUUGCCAAAAAUCCAGCAAGCAGCAGCAACCUCUUCUUUGCUCAUGGGAUCUACACUCUUUUGACGGUUAAGGAAGCUCUGAAGGAACUGGCGAUGUGGUUAGAGGCUCACCCAAAAGAGAUUGUAAUUAUCUCUUGCUCUCAUUUCGACACUAUGACAAAUGAAGAUCAUGUCCAUCUGGUGGAGUUCAUCCAUAUUCUCUUCAACUUGAAGCUCUGUUCCUCAAAGAAUGUUCCCACACUGCGUUCCUGUUGGUCCAAAGGUUACCAGGUCAUAAUUUCUUAUGAUAAUGAGGCGAUGUUGCUGGAGCACCCAGAGCUGUGGAGGGCCAUACCAUACUGGUAUGCUGAUACUCCUAACCCAAAGAAGGUGAUUAGUUAUCUGGAGACACAAAAACUCAAAGGAAGACCAGCUGGUUUUUAUGUCAGCGGCCUGAACCUGACAGAAGAUGCCACGUAUGUUGCUCUUCAUCCCUGCCAGACCAUGAGGAAGAUGACAAUGGAUGCCCUCCCGCUGCUUCUGCGCUGGACAGAGGACCAGCAACCAGGGCCCGAGCCAGACAGAAUCAACAUUGUUUGCUGUGACUUUGUAAAUGUCAGUGAAUUCUGCUCAAUUGUGAUUGGCCUGAACUACAAACUGCCGAAUCUAGACUCUUGCUACUAAGGGUAUAUUCAGACAGGAACCAGAGUUUGUUUUUCCCUAUAAUCUGGAACAAAUUUUCAGUCUGAAUGUGGCCUCUGGUCUGGGACCAGUAAACACUCCCUGACCCACCUGUCCAGGGGAUCUCCGUUAGAUUUCAAUUGGACUUAGCUCCGGCCCCCUCUGAGUUUUUGUCAGUCUGACUAGGCUCUGUGCUUGGAGUGGAACAACUGGACCGUAACUGUGCAUUAAGAGAUGUAAACAGAAUAGGAGGAAAGCGACCAAUGGACCAUGAACAAAUGUGGAGCAACGAUGAAACAGUGACUCAUUGAAAUUUGAUGGAUUAAUGCAGGCUCAUUACAACAACUUUUUAAAGUGAUACACAUUGUUUCUCAACACUGUUUUCCCAACAAUCUAUAUGUCAUAGACAUAUACACCUUCUUAACUGUUGACCUCUCAGCAAAUGUCUUGCAGCAUGCCUUCGCCGUACCAAAGUACCAAGUAAAAAGUGUUCGACCUGGCUUUGUUUACAAGCUUUGUUUCAAAACAGAAAUGUCUGGUUGGAAGGCAGUCUGAAAACAGACCAAAUGCAAGGUUCAGGACUCAAUCUCAGUCAAAUUAACCAGCCUCAGUCUGAAUACACCCUAAAGUAAGUAAGACAGCUGGUUAAUAGAAUUUCCAAUUAAAAAAAUAUAGUUUGCGCCCCUCCAGUAAUUCACAUUGUCUCUAAUUUUAUUUAAUUCCAAAACAAUGAAUUCAUCAGUUAAUCUUAAUCCCUUUUAUGUGAAUUUCCAUAAUUGUAUUUGAAAUUGUUGGAUAAAGCACUGUAUGCUGUUACUAGCAUUGUUCAAAUUUACCUACCGGUAUUUAUGCAACAGUAUGCCUGUAAUCUUGAAAAAACAUGUUUGAACAUUGUAUUAUUGUAUUUUUAUUUAAAAAACAAAACUAAGAAAGCAACAUAGCAAAAAUAUUUUGUCCUUUUUAAAUGUGAAAAGUUAUUUUUCAUGUUAGUAGUAAAGGAAGAAAAACGUAUGUAUAUAUUACCUUGACUAUCUAGUACUAAUUGCCCAACUAUGUAGCCAUAUCCUCCCAGCCUGGUAAAAUACAGGGUUGUGUCAGGAAAGGCAUUCAACUAAAAUUGAUUUGCUUUGGCGAUCCCUGAGGGAAUAUGAAUGACAUACUUGCUAUGUAGCUAAUUCACAACAAACAGUAAGCUUCGCAACAAACAAGCAAAACAAAAAAGCAAAGUUAAGUAAGUCCCUGGAAAUUUGAAAAAUAAAAA